Limulus polyphemus (Atlantic horseshoe crab) is the source of this 1106-nucleotide messenger RNA. RefSeq names its product stromal cell-derived factor 2-like protein 1. The record is from RefSeq and is a predicted model, not a curated record. The transcript is spliced from 6 exons. NCBI's taxonomy places the organism in Eukaryota, Metazoa, Arthropoda, Merostomata, Xiphosura, Limulidae. The coding region runs from base 165 to 842 and encodes 225 amino acids.
GUUUCUCUGCAGACAUAUGACCGGUAUGUAUGGAGAAAAGUAGGCCUGGUUGGUGUUCGUAGUUUAAUGAAUUACCUGUAAUAAUAAUAAAUAUUAGUUUUUCGACUUGUGAACACUAAUAUAAGUGUUUUGCAGUGUCCCAUUUGUACAAUAAUAUACGAGAAAUGACAAAAACUACACUUUUUAUUUACAAGUUUUUAGUAAUACUUUCACUCUUAGAGUUAGUAAUAUUUUCGACUCUUUGUUAUUGUGGAGAUGUACACUAUCCAUAUGUAACAUGUGGUUCCAUAUUAAAGAUUCAAAAUAUAAGCUAUAAAGUUCGACUACACUCACAUGACAUUAAAUAUGGAUCAGGAAGUGGCCAACAGUCUGUCACUGGUAUUGAUUCUCAAGAAGAUAACAAUAGCCACUGGGUUGUGAAAGGAAAGAUAGGACAACCUUGUAGGAGAGGUCAGCCAGUAACGUGUGGAUCAGUGAUUCGACUUGAACACAUAGCAACCAACAAGAAUCUCCACAGUCAUCAUUUUCCAUCACCUUUGUCAAAUAACCUAGAAGUUAGUGCUUUUGGAGAUGAUGGUAAAGGAGAUACUGGAGAUUAUUGGAUGGUGGUGUGUAGUUCAGAUUACUGGGAAAGAGAUGGGAAAAUCCGGUUAAAACAUGUAGAUACUGAUGGCUGGUUAACUGUGUCAGGACACAGCUAUGGUCGUCCAAUCCACGGACAAUUGGAAGUUUGUACUAAACCUAAUUCAGACAGUUCAUCUUAUUGGCGAACAGUAGAAGGUGUUUACAUCAAAGCUGAAGAUCCACCGGUUAAACUUAUCCAUCAACACACUGAACUUUAGACUCAAGAUUGUGAUUCUACCAAUGGAAGACUUGUUUGUGUUUUGUGCACCUUAUGUUAUUGUCUGUCUGUCUGAAGGCAUAAAAAAUGUGUAUGUAUACAAAACCUCAUUAUGAAUUUCAGUCAGAUGUACUUCAAUAAACUGCUUUUAAUACCUUCUGAUAUCACAUUUUGUGCAGUGUUAAGAUUAAACAGUAAAUAUUUUAUCUCGUGAUGUGUAUUGAAUGAAAGACAAGACAUUUUAAAUAAAGUUGUAGAUCUAUAA